This is a messenger RNA of Medicago truncatula (barrel medic), 1376 nucleotides long. Its product is annotated as transcription factor MYC2. Lineage: Eukaryota; Viridiplantae; Streptophyta; Magnoliopsida; Fabales; Fabaceae. The transcript has a single exon. Bases 12 to 1376 code for a protein of 454 amino acids. Gene Ontology annotation, biological process: regulation of DNA-templated transcription. The record is from RefSeq and is a predicted model, not a curated record. Gene Ontology annotation, cellular component: nucleus. Gene Ontology annotation, molecular function: transcription cis-regulatory region binding; DNA-binding transcription factor activity; protein dimerization activity.
CUUUAUUACCUAUGAAAGAUUUCAUUAUCUCACCAUCUUCAUCUUCUCAUGAAAACCCUUCAUCACAAACACCAACCCUUCAACAAAAGCUUCAAUUUCUACUCCAAAUCCAAUCCGAAAAUUGGAUCUAUGGCAUUUUGUGGCAAACAACAAAAGAUGAAAAAGGUAAACCUUUCUUAUCUUGGGGUGAAGGCUAUUUUCAAGGAACCAAAGAAACAACAACUUCAAACAAAGAUGCUGAAUGGUUCUACGUGAUGUCGUUAACUCGAAAAUUUUCCAUAGGUAAUGCUUCUUCAAUUUCAUUACCUGGUAAAGCUUUUGCUUUAGAUUCUGUUCUUUGGUUGAAUAGUAAACAUGAACUUCAAAUCUAUAAUUGUGAGAGAUCCAAUGAAGCACACAUGCAUGGAAUCGAAACACUGAUUUGUAUUCCGACAACUAACGGUGUAAUCGAAAUGGGUUCUUAUGACAAUAUCCAACAAAAUUGGAACCUCGUGCACCAAGCUAAAUCUAUGUUCCAAACAUCCUCGUCAGAAUCAAACUCAAAUUUAGAUCUUACCUCCACCACCCCAUUUGACAAAUGUAAAACAUUCAUCCAAAACACAUCUUUUGCCAACAUGGGUGUCGUCUCUGGCGGUAGCGCGAGAGAAGACCCCCAUGAGAAGCCAAAAAAUUUGCAAGAAAAACAUAAAAAUGUUUCAUCAUGUUCUUUAGAUUCUGAAGAUUCUGAUUCAGAAUAUUGUCCACUGUUAGCAACAAAAACAACAACAGCAAAGAACGAUUCUUUUGAGAAAAGAGAACCGAAGAAGAGAGGAAGAAAACCAUUAACAGGAACUCAAACACCGAUGAACCAUGUGGAAGCAGAGAGACAAAGGAGAGAGAAACUAAACCAUAGAUUCUAUGCUUUAAGAUCUGUGGUUCCAAACGUUUCAAAGAUGGAUAAAGCUUCUUUGUUAUCUGAUGCAGUAGAUUACAUCAAUGAGUUAAAAGCAAAGAUCGAAGAUUUAAAAUUAGGGCAACAAAAGGAAUCGAAAAAGGCGAUGAUGAAAACGAUGAAAAUUGUCGAUAAUAAUAGUGCAACGACAACUUCAAUUGUGGUAGACCAAAACAAACCUAGUUGUAGUAAGAAUCUUAUUGCUUUAGAGAUUGAUGUGAAGAUCAUAGGACAUGAUGCUAUGGUGAGAGUUCAAAGUUUGAAUGUUAAUCACCCUAGUGCAAGAUUAAUGAGUGUAUUGAAAGAUUUGGAGUAUCAGGUACAUCAGGCUAGUAUAUCGACCGUUAAUAAAGUUGUAAUGGUUCAAGAUGUUAUUGUUAAAGUUCCUAAUGAGAUGAGAAAUGAAGAGAGCCUAAUUAGGUCUGCAAUUCUCAUGAAAUUAUGA